CCCCCCCCCCCCCCCCCCCCCCCGAGAUUCGAUUCAAUCUUAUCAAUCAAUCGAAACUCCAACCCAAGGCACCUGUUCCUAUACCCUAAAAUCCUCUUCUUACCUAUGAAAACAUAAAGACCUCUCCCUCCUCGAAUAAAAGGCCGAAAAGAAAAGCCGCGUCGAACAUGAAGCUGCUCGCUCUCACCCUCACCCUGUUCGGAACAUCCAUGCUCGCCCCAGUCGUGAUGGGCGCAGCUGUUGAUACGGGACCGGGAUUGAACGCGGGACCGAAUGCGCCAUCGAGUGCACCACCGAAUGCACCACCGAAUGCGCUGCCGGACGAGGAUGGCCCACACCCUCCCCGGCGAGACUGGUGCGCUCCGGGCUUGGUUUGCUACACCGAUUGGGAUUGUAGGAGGGAUCAAGAUUGCUCACGUAGGGUGUCAGAUUUGAGCCAAAUUUUCUGCGGGACAUUCUUCUAUCCGCGUUCUUGCUGGUAUAGGAAGGGUUAGAUACAAAGAGACGGGGAUCGUCUCGAGAGUGUUGGGAGAGGGCGGUGCUUUAUUUUGUUUGGUACUGUGCCCCCUUUGGUUGGAGAAGCAAAAGUUUGGUUUGGCGGGUUGUAUGUAUAUGCACAGAAGUGUUCAGUCGAUGGCGUGGGUAAGCGGAGAAAAAGAGACUUGUUUGUCUCUUGUUGUUGUUAUCACAAUACUAGAUAAGACCGGUCCUCCAUCCCGUGUAUAUAAAUAAAAUUGAUACAACAUGCUCCUUCGACAUAGAGGUAGAUAGCUCGCUCUUGAGUAAAUAAAAAGGUAUCUUUACAUCGAUGUAGUCAGGGUGAGGCACACUGAACAUACCUCAAAUCCAGUCAGGUAACUUUAGCAUACGCUGUACAUAAUCAAAUCAAUCAAUGCAGUGAGACUUUUGUUUUCCUUUUUGGUAAACAUAAGGGAAAAGCCCUCUUUUCCUUCGAUUUGGUGAUCGCCCCUCAUCCUCCCCCUUGGCGCGAAUGCGAUAUGUACUGUACAUAAUAAUGUUAGAUAGAGGGAUCCUGCAAGCACCUUUCGUAGUAAUAGCCUUCCUUAUAUGGUUUAAUGUCACAUAAAUUAACAUUCAGUGGCAUUUUUAAUUAACACCACUAUCACACAGAUGGAUCUGUACAUGUGAUGUUUCAGCAUGAAUUCAUAUAUAGUAUCUGCAUGUAAUUAGUGCUGUACAGCCUUCCUUAUUCAGUUAGUUAUAAUAAUUGAUAUUCAUCAUCUACUGUGAGGCA
This is a messenger RNA of Blastomyces dermatitidis ER-3, 1255 nucleotides long. RefSeq lists its product as uncharacterized. The transcript has a single exon. The record is from RefSeq and is a predicted model, not a curated record. The coding region runs from base 168 to 494 and encodes 108 amino acids. NCBI's taxonomy places the organism in Eukaryota, Fungi, Ascomycota, Eurotiomycetes, Onygenales, Ajellomycetaceae.